Molecule: messenger RNA, 4445 nt
Organism: Podarcis lilfordi (Lilford's wall lizard)
Lineage: Eukaryota; Metazoa; Chordata; Lepidosauria; Squamata; Lacertidae
Source: the annotation of a GenBank genome assembly
AUGGAGACGUCUGCCAGCAAACUCAGGAUCGCCGCCAGCUCCGUGCAAGGAAGUUUGCCAGGCAGAGCUCAGACGCCACCAGGAAGCAGAAGACGAAACACACCCAGGUAGGAGGUUUUGCAAAGAAACAAUAAUAAUGUCCUUUUAACGGCUUUCUCUAAACUGCUCCCAAUAGUCCCGUGGAAAUUAAAGGGGUUUUAUUACUUCACCCUGCAUGUUGGGAGCAGGGUUUUGCCUCAUCCUGGCAGCAACGUCCAGGAGAGCACUCUGUACGAGGCCAGAGGCCUUUUGCAACGUCCUCCCGUCUCCCCUGGGUCUUGGGAUGCUCUGGCCGGUUCGAUCUCAGCCGAGGGAAGUCUGGAAUUUAAUUCCCCAAAGAGCCAAGGAGGGAGAUUUAAGUGGAGAUUGCAAAACCAAGGUGAGGUUGAGCCCCGUCCAAGAGGCAAUUCCGGGUCGUGGUCCGAGACGGAUUUCGGAGGAGCGGAGCCAAGAGCGGCGAAGGAAGGCAGACGUGGUUUGGGAAGGAGGGAGCCGGCGGACGGGAGUUUCCCAACAUCCUGGAGGCUCCAGGGGGGGCCAAAUUCUCUUUUAAUUUUUAUCUACAAUACUGCCUUGUUUAUAGUACAGCACAUUGAUUCUUGCUUUCGUUUUAUGGAUUGAUGGUCUUGUUAGAUAGUAAAAUUCACGUUAAAUUGCAGUUUUAGGGGUUGCUUUUAAAAGUCUGGAACGGAUUAAUCCGUUUUGCAUUCCUUUCUAUGGGAAAGCAGUGCGCCUCGGUUUUGGAAUGGACUUCUGGAGCGGAUUAAGUCUGAAAACCAAGGGACCACGGUAUUCUUAAAUACUCAGGCCUCCUAGACAGCACCUUGAGCACAGCUGAUGGCAGCGAAGGUGUUUUGGGGACCAUUUGCUCCCGAGCAUUGCAGGGGGUUGGGCUGGAUGACCCUUGGGGUCCCCUCCCAACUGAUUAUGCCAGAAAAUUUGGUGGGCCCACAGUGACUGAACAUUGGGUUCAUUCAUUACAACACAUUUGAGCAGGGCGACAGGGAAGAGGGCGAGGGGCCCGAUCCACCCUGGGUGUCUUUUUCCCUCCGCAGAUUCCCCGGCGCAGAGGUCAAAAUGGAGACGGGUGCCAUCGUGAAACUCCGGGCCAAGUGUCUGGAAAGAGGGGCCUCGGGGAUUAAGGGGCUGGCCAGGUACGUAAAGGACAUUUGUUCUGUCUGACAGCCGUUACUCAUUUCUUGCUGAAUACCAGAGCGUUUCCCCCCUAAAAAAGUGUUUAGGGGUCCUCUCAUUUUGACUCAAGAAAAACACCAUUUUAUAGUUCAAAUCGGGGGAAAUAAACACUGUAAAUAGACAAAUGAUGCACAAAAUUUUUAGGGGUGUGUGUACCCGUGUCCCCCGCAAAAGCACUGCUGAAAACCAUUUUGUUAUCUUGUCCAGACGUCUUGGCAUGUGUUUCAAUUGCUCCCUCCCCCCCAAGCAUCACAAUUUAAAUUUAAUUGCAAACGUUUUAAACAGCUGUUUUCGCUGGCAAGUUUACAGUUUCAUCCUUCCUGUAGACCACUUUGAGGUUUGUCAAUUUUCUUUCUGCACUCCAGCGGAAUAUAUAAAAUAAGUAAAACAAAUAUCUCACGGGAAAGCAAAACCUUCCUUUUCUAUUCUUGCAGGUUUUUCCGGGUCAUGGAUGACGACCGGAGCAAAACUUUGGACCUGGAGGAAUUUGUGCAGGGGCUCCGCGACGCAGGGGUCCCCCUGGAACGGUCCGAAGCGCAGGAGAUUUUCGCCUUCUGCGACAAGAACCGGAGCGGCACGCUGGACUUUGACGAAUUCCUGGAGGCCUUGCGGGUGAGAGAGUCUUGUUCCCUGCCUUUCUAAGGGUAGACUGUCUCCAUCCAUGGAGGCGCCAUUUCGAUGCUGCAGCAGCAGAAACUCUCUGCAACGGGCCCUGCUUGUUUUAAUCCUUGCGUUUCAUUCUUUGAACCGCCCUGGGAUUUCAUGAUGAAAGGUGGUAUACGAUGCAAAUAAAUAAAUUCAGAAGCACCCGGUCCGCUGCGGCGGGAGAGUUUAGAAGCUGCACCCUCCUCCGUAAAGUUGUCUGACCCUCUUUCCAAAGUUGGUGCUCGUCCCUGUCUCCUGUGGCAGAGAGUUCUGCUGUUUAACUCUGCACUUCAUGAAGACGUUCUUCCUUUUAUCCAUCCCAAAUUUCCCAAUGCUCACCUUCGGUUUAUGCCCACAAAUUCUACUUGUAUUACGAGUUUUCUUUUUUAUAAAGCCUGCAUCCCAUUACCCCUGUUUUCCUUGAACUAAAAAGGUCACAAAACCUCCUUUAUACUUCCCCGCCACCCAUCCACGUUGCCUCCGCCUUGCAACUUUAAACAAUCACAGGCAACAUGCGGCUAAUAAGAAUAUUAGUAACUAAUACCCAAUUCCGUUCACGCAACAAAGAUAGACUCUCCUUCUCUGUGAUUCUAUUGCAUACUUUCUGUUUAAGAAUUUCUAAGCUUGGAGCUUCUACUAUCGCAAGGUUACUGGGUUGUGACUGUUGAAAGGCUUGUUUGCCUUUGUGAUAUUAUUUGACUACUUGUUCUAAUUUGGUACCUGCAUCCAUCAUCCAUCCAUCUAUCUAUCUAUCUAUCCAUCCAUCCACACACGUUGCUAAUGUUCUCAUUAGCCGCAUGUUGCCUGUGAUAGUUUAGAGGUCAUCUAUUUUUGCAAUCUAUUUUUCCUUUGUAAAACCCCCUUAGUAACUGGCACUGAGGGUAGACUGCUCCUGGCUUCGGAGGCUCGACUGAGCAUUUGCCAUUGAUAAACAGACACCUGGAACCGCCACCUUGCCUCUCUCUCUCUCUCUCUCUCUCUCUCUCUGCUUCUCCUCCCAGCCCCCCAUGUCUGAAGCCAGGAAGGAGGUCAUCCGCCAGGCCUUCCAAAAACUGGACCGGACGGGCGACGGCCUGGUGACGGUGGAGGACCUCCGCGGGGUCUACAACGGCCGCUCCCACCCCAAGUUCAAGAGCGGCGAGUGGACGGAGGAGCAGGUCUUCCGUUCUUUCCUGGACAGCUUUGACUCCCCGGACGAUAAGGACGGGAAGGUGAGAGGAAGGGACACCCAAGGUCAUCUAGUCCAACCCCUGGCACUGUGGGAAGCUUUUCCCCAGCGGGGGGCUCGAUGGGCCGCUGGUCUGAUCCAGCACAGCUCUUCUCAGGUCCUUUGGGAUGGAGUAACCUGCCGUUUUGGCUGCCGCUCCUCCCACCCGCAUCGCUAACCAUUGCCUAUGCUGGUCCCUGGGGAUCCCAAAGCCCAGGGGCCACAGAUCGCUCUGCCUGGACAUAAAAACCUGGCUGGUUUUCACCUUAUGCCGAGAAGCGCCCUGGGAUCUAUGGCUGAAAGGAGGUAUAAAAGCUUAUAUAAUUACUAGAAUCCUAGAACUGCAGAGCCCAACGGGACCCUGAGGGUCCUUAGUCUGACCCCCGGCAAUGCAGGAAUAAAUGAUCCCUCUGGUAUGCAGGAUGAGACCCUCCCUGCCCACAGACUGUCUGGCCAGAGUGGUGCAUGCUCUGGUUAUCUCCCGCUUGGACUACUGCAAUGCGCUGUAUGUGGGGCUGCCUUUGAAGGUGACCAGGAAACUACAACUAACCCAGAAUGCGGCAGCCAGACUGGGGACUGGGAGUGGAGACCACAUAACACCAGUCCUGAAAGACCUACAUUGGCUCCCAGGACGUUUCCAAGCACAAUUUAAAGGGUUGGUACUGACCUUGAAAGCCCUAAAUGGCCCAGUAGACCUGAAGGAGUGUCUCCACCCCAGACAGCGGGGUCCCUCUCCCGAGGGCCUUCUGUCGGUUCCCUCCCUGCGAGAAGCAAGGUUGCAGGGAACCAGGCAGAGGGCCUUCUCGGUGGUGGCUCCCACCCUGUGGAAUGCCCUUCCCAUCAAGGCAAUAAACCAUCUGACUUUUAGAAGACAUCUGAAGGCAGCCCUGUUUAGGGAAGUUUUUAAUGUUUGAUGUUUUAUUUUGCCUGUAAUAUUCUGUUGCGAGCUGCCCAGAGUGGCUGGGGCAACCCCGUUAGCUGGACAGGUUAUUAAGAAUAGAAAUAAUAAAUUAGGGGAGGGCCACAGAUAUUCGCCCUGCCUGGAAAGAAAAACCUAGUUGGUUUUCACCUUGUAUUUUUACGCAUAUAGCUUUGGUUAGUACUUACAUAACGACGACCCUAGAAUCCGAGAACUGCAGAGUUGGAUGGGAUCCCUGAGGGUCCUGUAGUCUGACCCCCGGCAAGGCAGGAAUAAAUGGUCGUGAGGGUGGUGCGUGUCGAAUAGGCGGCAGACCCGUCAGGCUUUCUGUACCCGCAGGUGACGGCCGAGGAGUUCCUGAACUACUACAGCGCAGUCAGCGCCUCCAUUGACAGCGACGACUAUUUCGUGGGCAUGGUGAAAGCCGCCUGGAAGAUUUAG